GCCUGCAUGGGCGUUGACUUCGGUCUGGCGCUCUACCAACGCUAUGGCCUACAGGCGGAGGUUGCGGUCAGCAUUUCGGCGCACGUGGGCGGCUUUCUGGCGGGUCUGUUGGUGGGUAUCCCCCUGCUACGCAACCUCCACGAGAAGCCCUGGGAGCGCAUUUGCUUUUGGGUCUCACUAUCCAUUAUGACUGCCUGCCUCGUUUUCGCCAUUUUUUGGAAUAUAUUUUGGCCGGGUUAUCCGGCCCAGUUGGUGUAA
Messenger RNA from Dibothriocephalus latus, 258 nucleotides. The record is from the annotation of a GenBank genome assembly. Lineage: Eukaryota; Metazoa; Platyhelminthes; Cestoda; Diphyllobothriidea; Diphyllobothriidae.